Molecule: messenger RNA, 2986 nt
Organism: Sebastes umbrosus (honeycomb rockfish)
Lineage: Eukaryota; Metazoa; Chordata; Actinopteri; Perciformes; Sebastidae
Gene: slc44a4
Product: solute carrier family 44 member 4
Exons: 22
Coding region: 183-2357 (724 amino acids)
Biological process (GO): thiamine pyrophosphate transmembrane transport; choline transport
Cellular component (GO): plasma membrane
Molecular function (GO): thiamine pyrophosphate transmembrane transporter activity
Source: RefSeq, a predicted model, not a curated record
CGUCACUGCCUGGUUACAAGUGCCAGGAAGAAAAAAAAGAUUUCCUAACUUAGUUACCGCUCAGACAGACACGGUGCAGCUCGUCUUAAACGCGGUUUUAAACUGGUUUUACGAUUAAUUUAAGUAAAGAAAGUUGUGUUUUAGUAGUUAAGGAAGAAAAAGGUGGACAUUAAAGGUGGAAAAUGGGUAAAAAACAGGAGACAAAUCCGGACUCCGAGUAUGGGGAACCUGCUCAGUUUGACCCAACAUUCAAUGGACCCAUGAAGAAAAGAGGGUGCACUGAUAUCAUCUGCUGUAUCCUGUUUAUGGCAGUCAUCCUCGGCUACAUAGCAGUUGGGGUUUUAGCUUGGCUCUUCGGAGAUCCACGACAUGUUCUUUAUCCAAGAAACUCAACUGGAUGGUUCUGUGGCAUCGGACCAAAUGAAGGCCGACCCAACCUGUUCUACUUCGACCUUCUCAAAUGUGCCACGUCUGUCAACAUCAUGGCAUCUUCUCUUAAUGGUUUUCAGUGUCCAACCACACAGGUGUGCGUAGAAAACUGUCCCACUCAGUUUGGGGCUGUGGGAAUACUGGAUUAUCGUCCAAAUGUAAAGCCGGCAGAUGUUUUCAAUCAGAGCCUCUGUGUGCCAUCCAUAGACCUGGCUACUACUGACCUGAGUGUUAAAGAAAUUGUGGACAAGGAGCUGUGUCCUUUCUUCUACAUACCAACGAUCUCUGCGCUGGGGAGAUGUUUGCCCGAUAUCACAGCACUGGAGAGGAUCCCUGAAGCCUUUACCAAUAUUCCAGGUUUACCCUCUUCCGUCAAUGACACAGUCGACCAAAUCAAGAACGGCACAGGGGACAUUCUGAAUGGCUUCAGUGCCAGAGAGAUUGGCGUCCGCAUCUUUGAGGAUUUUGCGUCGUCAUGGCCGUGGAUCCUCCUUGGUCUGGUAAUAGCCAUGAUGGUCAGUAUGCUGUUCCUGUUGCUGUUGAGAUUCACUGCUCCAGUGAUGGUGUGGGUGCUCAUCGUAGGAAUCCUGGUCGCUGGGGCAUAUGGUAUAUGGCACUGCUACUGGGAAUAUGAUAACUUCAAGCGGGCCUCUGCUAGCAUCUCUGACAUCGGUUUCACCACCAACUUCAAGGUUUACCUGGAAGUCCAAGAGACCUGGCUGGCGUUCUUGAUAAUCAUAUCUGUGGUGGAGGCGAUCAUUCUCCUGACCCUCAUCUUCCUCCGGACCAGAAUCCUCAUAGCCAUCGCCCUCAUCCAGGAGUCCAGCAAAGCAAUCAGUCACAUGAUGUCCUCUCUGCUGUACCCUCUGGUCACCUUUGUUCUCAUACUGGUGUGUGUCGCUUACUGGGGCGCCACUGCUUUAUAUCUGGCCACUUCAGGAGGCCCAGUCUACAAAGUGGUGGCUCUAAACUCCACUUUGAACGACUGUAAGACUAUCAAUGGCACUGUGGACUGUGACCCUCAGAACUUCAACUCGUCAGAUUACUCAGGCUGCCCCUCGGCCAGCUGCAUCUUCAUCAAAUACAAUGACGAGGGUGUCUUCCAGAGGAACCUCUUCAACCUGCAGAUCUACAACGUGGUGGCUUUUCUCUGGUGUGUCAACUUCGUCAUCGCCUUGGGCCAGUGUACGCUGGCAGGCGCCUUUGCCUCCUACUACUGGGCCUUCACCAAACCAGAUGACAUCCCCACGUUUCCCCUGUCGGCUAGCUUUACACGCUCACUCAGGUACCAUGUGGGCUCUUUGGCAUUUGGUGCUUUGAUCCUGACCCUGGUGCAGAUAGCGAGGAUGAUUCUGGAGUACAUCGACCACAAAACAAGAGCGGCCCAGAAUCCAUGUGCACGUUUCAUACUGUGCUGCAUGAAGUGCUGCCUCUGGUGUCUGGAGAAGUUCAUCAAGUUCCUCAACAGGAACGCUUACAUCAUGAUUGCCAUUUAUGGGAAAAACUUCUGCGUCUCGGCCAAAAAUGCUUUCAUGCUGCUCAUGAGAAAUGUAGUGAGGGUUGUGGUGCUUGAUAAAGUGACAGACCUGCUGUUGUUCUUUGGGAAGCUCUUGGUGGUCGCAGGAGUGGGCGUGUUGUCCUUCUUCUUCUUCUCUGGGCGAAUAUUGCUACCAGGCAACACCUUCCGCACUGAAACCCUCAACUACUACUGGAUGCCGAUUAUUACGGUGGUGUUUGGUAGCUACCUCAUAGCUCACGGAUUCUUCAGUGUGUACAACAUGUGUGUCGAUACACUCUUCCUCUGCUUCUUGGAAGACUUGGAGCGUAACGACGGAUCUCUACAGAAGCCGUACUUUAUGUCCAAAAACCUCAUGAAGAUCCUCAACAAAUCCAACAAAGCACCAAAAAAGGUUAAAGGGAAAGACUGAAGAUCAUUUCACCUCUUAAACACUGUCGCAGAUUUUCAGCACAUCUUUAUUUGCAUCUUCUUUUUACCCUGUUAACGCUCCAUUGUUUUCCAAAUAAGUUUACCAAAACUAAGUUGCUGAUUUUGCACUUUUUAAUUCUUAUUUUAUUAUGUAUGUGCAUAUGUAGUAUUAAUGACUGUACAUGAAAGAAAAAAACUGAGCAUGUGAAUGCAGGUAAUGUGAAGUUGCAGGGUAUCGUACGUGACAUAUUUCUUUGUUAAAGUCAUUUUUGAUGUGGCUCAUAAUGACUGAAAGCCAAAAAAAUUGUACUUCUAUUAUUUUAAACAAUAUUUGUUUCUGUUCAUACCACUCAACAUUAAUGCUGCACGCUCCGGACAUUUUAAUUAUUAUUUGUUAAUCCAGUUUUACAGCUUUUAAUGCAGGUAAGAGUUAGUUUUUUCUUCUACUUCUGUCUGAGAAUCUUUAUUUUCCCAAGAUGUGAUUUCUUCAGGUGGAACAAAAAAAUAGUAAAAUGUUUAUAUAUUUUUAGAUAUUUGUAUAUAAUAAAAGGUUGUUUAUAAAUACAAACAUUUUAUGACCACAAUGUUACUGAUUAUAUUGAAAAUAAUGUAAUAAAUUUGUAAAUAUGA